Molecule: messenger RNA, 1467 nt
Organism: Volvox carteri f. nagariensis
Lineage: Eukaryota; Viridiplantae; Chlorophyta; Chlorophyceae; Chlamydomonadales; Volvocaceae
Exons: 9
Coding region: 1-1467 (488 amino acids)
Biological process (GO): molybdenum incorporation into molybdenum-molybdopterin complex; Mo-molybdopterin cofactor biosynthetic process
Cellular component (GO): cytoplasm; cytosol
Molecular function (GO): molybdopterin molybdotransferase activity
Source: RefSeq, a predicted model, not a curated record
AUGAUUAGCAUCCCUGAGGCACAGGACAUCGUCCUGAGCCACACGCUGCCGCUUGGGGCGGUAACAGUGCACCUCUCGGACGCUCUCGGACGCGUGCUGGCGGAGGAUGUUCACGCGCCCGAUUCCCUCCCUCCGUUCCCCGCCUCUAUCAAGGACGGCUACGCGGUGGUUUCCUCGGACGGUGUUGGCGAGUACCCGGUCAUUGGCGAGUCGAGAGCCGGCCAACUGGACGAGCUACCCGUACGGCCCGGAACCGUGGCGUACAUCACCACCGGCGCUCCGGUGCCGCCCGGCGCGGAUGCAGUGGUGCAAGUGGAGGACACGGAGGUGGCGCCGCAGGGGCCGGACGGUGUGCGGCGCGUGCGCAUCAACAAGGCUGCCAAGGCAGGACAGGACAUCCGGCCUGUCGGGUCUGAUAUAGCGGAGGGCGACAUCGUGCUGCGGGCGGGGGAGCUGGUUGGGGUGGCGGAGGUGGGCAUCCUCGCCACUGUCGGUGCCGUACAGCUGAAGGUGCAUGCUAAACCUAAAGUGGCGGUUCUAUCUACAGGGGACGAGGUCGUGGACCCGGCCACUCGCCCCCUGGGCCCCGGACAGAUCCGCGAUGCCAACCGGGCCAUGCUGCUGGCUGCUGCUGCACGCGGCGGUGGCGGUGGCGGUGGCGGUGGGGGGGGUGCUGAGGUGUUGGACCUAGGGGUGGCUCGCGACACGGAGGGGCACCUGGAGGGCUGUGUGGCGGCGGCCAUCGAGCGGCGGGUGGAUGUGCUGAUUACCUCGGGCGGCGUCUCCAUGGGGGACCGCGACCUGGUAAAGCCGCUGCUGGCUCGUCAGGGCACCAUCCACUUUGGCCGCGUGCGCAUGAAGCCGGGCAAGCCGCUCACGUUCGCCACCUUGGAAAUCGCCGAACAGGGCGGCCGGCAGAUGCUCGUGUUCGGGCUGCCGGGCAACCCCGUCAGCAGCUUCGUGUGUUUCAAUCUUGUCGUACUCCCGGCGAUUCGCAAGAUGGCUGGCUGGGCGGCACCCGAGCUCCGCCGGGUGGCGGCGCGACUCACCCGCGACAUCCCGCAGGACCCGGAGCGACCCGAAUACCACCGGGCGACGUUGAGCUGGGGCCCCACGCCGCCCGGCCUCGCCAGCCCCACCAACACCAACACCAACACCAACACCGACACCAACACCAACACUACCCCCAAUAUCGUAAGCGGUGAAGCGGCAUCUCAGCAGCAGCAGCAGCAGCAGCCGGCUCCUCUGGACGCCUGUGAGCUGUGGGCGCACAGCACCGGUAAUCAGAUCAGCAGCCGGCUGUUGUCGGCGAGGUCGGCCAAUGCGCUGCUUGAAAUACCCUGUGCGGCGGGGGUGCUGCGCGCGGGGACGCUGGUUUCGGCGCUGCUGAUUGACGACCUGGGGAGCAUGCCGGUGCCUGUGGCUGAGGGCGGUGUGGCGGUGGUGCCUACUACGCCGGGGUUUUAG